Didymodactylos carnosus is the source of this 1202-nucleotide messenger RNA. The record is from the annotation of a GenBank genome assembly. Lineage: Eukaryota; Metazoa; Rotifera; Eurotatoria; Philodinida; Philodinidae.
AAGACGGUAAGAAGACGGCUUAUAUUCUUAAUGUUAAACAGCCUGUAACUCGGUCGUCCAAAAUCGCAGACGCGUGCCCAGUAUCUCAUUUUGUGGAGAAUUUCCAAAAUAUAGACGAUUCUUAUACGAUAUUAACAAAUAUCACACCGCCAAGAGAAUCGAUCAAACUGAAAUUUUUCAAACUUAUACCUGAAUUAAUAACGAUUCGAAAAUGUGAACAAUCGAUUAUUAAACGUCUUGAACAAGAUCCAUUGCAGUCAGCUUUCUCUUAUAUUGAUUUAUGUAUGGGUGUUGAUCAUCCAAUAUUAAUUAUAACAAAUUUAAUCAUAGCUUGUCUUUAUUUGUAUAAAGCUAUGAAGCAACAUGUAACUAAUGCCGGUAUGUAUGCAUAUCGAUCUACUAUUUUCGAUUUGUCCUACGAAAUUUUUUCUUUGAUUCAACGUCAUAUACCGUUACAGAUAAAAUUCUAUGUAUCUAAACUGUUAUUUACGGUGAUCAUAUGCUCAAAUCAAUUAUUCAAAUCAUCCAUAUUGUUAGAAUCGUCUUCAAUACGAAGAACAGAACAUACUGGACUAAUUAUUUCUAAACAAGAAUCGAGAAUAAUUGAAGGAUUUUUAACAAAUGUAAUUCAAUUAUCUCAAAUAGUACCGUUCAUUCAAAUGCCAACAACAUUAUCCAGUGAUAUUUUCUAUUUAACAAUAUCCGGUCAAAAUUUUCUUGUCGAAUAUUUAAAAUCGAAAUCGAUCAUAUGCGAUAAUUAUCUCUAUCAAUAUUAUCUAUUUGAAGUUCACGGAAUGACAAUUAAUAUCGAUAGUGGAGACAUCGAAUUUCUAUUCGAGAGAGCAACUACACCUUAUUCGAAUCUUUUCGAUUUAAGUGAUGUUGAUGAAGUAUUUUCUCAUAAUUUAACAUACGCUGCAUUUUCAUUAGAACAUCCGACAAUCGAUUUACUCCAACAUCCGUUCCAUGAAAUGAAGUUUUUACCAACUACAGAACUUUCAGAAACAAACUAUCUGAUGACUUUAUUACAUACGGAUUAUCUAUUGAAAAUGAUGUCAAGCGGUAUUGAAAUUUCUACGAAACAAUCAUUUUUAAUAUCGAACGAAGCCAAUUUUAUGAAACGUCUCCCACAAGACUUACAAUAUGCAUUGAAACGUAUUCUUCAACAACAACUGGAAUCUAUUGGUGAUAAAUGUACUUGA